Messenger RNA from Rhinopithecus roxellana (golden snub-nosed monkey), 2923 nucleotides. It is a transcript of the gene MYRFL, whose product is annotated as myelin regulatory factor like. Gene Ontology annotation, molecular function: sequence-specific DNA binding; DNA-binding transcription factor activity. The record is from RefSeq and is a predicted model, not a curated record. The coding region runs from base 1 to 2730 and encodes 909 amino acids. Gene Ontology annotation, cellular component: nucleus; endoplasmic reticulum membrane. The transcript has 25 exons. Gene Ontology annotation, biological process: positive regulation of DNA-templated transcription; protein autoprocessing. Lineage: Eukaryota; Metazoa; Chordata; Mammalia; Primates; Cercopithecidae.
AUGGAUGUGGUAGGCGAAAAUGAGGCCCUGCAGCAGUUCUUUGAAGCUCAGGGAGCCAAUGGUACUCUGGAGAACCCAGCCCUGGACACAAGUCUGUUGGAGGAAUUCUUGGGCAAUGACUUUGAUUUGGGGGCCUUGCAAUGCCAGCUCCCAGACACCCCGCCCUAUUCUGCAUCCGACUCAUGCUCUCCUCCACAGGUCAAAGGUGCGUGCUACCGAACCCUAAGGCCCACAGAUGGGAGAACUCCAGCUCCUUUUCUCCACCCCACAGCUGCUCCUGCGAUGCCGCCCAUGCACCCGCUGCAGAGCACCUCUGGAAUGGGCGACUCCAGCCAAGUCCACGGAGACUUUCACAGCUGCCACUCAAACGCCAGUCAUCUUGCCACCCCGCUGGACCAAUCCGUGUCCUCCCAUCUGGGAAUAGGUUGUUCUUACCAUCAGCAGCCUCUGUGCCACAACCCUGGAGCCUCAUUGCCUCCAACCAAGAAGAGAAAGUGCACGCAGGCACUGGAGGACUCCAGGGACUGCCAAGUGUGGGCCUGCCACUGCAGACCAAUGACAAGUAGGAGUCACAGCUGUGAAGUCCAGGACCCUGACAGUGAGGGACAGCACGGAAUGCCUCCAGACCAGUGCUCCCCUGCUCUGAAGUGGCAGCCAUACCAUAGUGUUCCUUGGCACAGCUUAUUAAACAGUCAUUAUGAAAAACUACCUGAUGUGGGCUAUCGAGUUGUAACAGACAAAGGAUUUAAUUUUUCACCAGCAGAUGAAGCUUUUGUUUGCCAAAAGAAGAAUCAUUUUCAGAUAACCAUUCACAUCCAAGUUUGGGGAAGUCCAAAAUUUGUUGAAACCGAGAUGGGCCGAAAGCCAAUAGAAAUGUUUUACUUGAAAGCUUUUGGCAUUAAGGUAGAAGCCACCAAUCAAAUAAUUGCUAUUGAACAGUCCCAAGCAGAUAGGAGCAAAAAGAUUUUCAAUCCUGUUAAAAUUGACCUACUGGCUGACCAGGUCACCAAAGUAACGCUGGGACGAUUACACUUCAGUGAAACCACAGCAAAUAAUAUGAGAAAAAAGGGAAAACCAAAUCCAGACCAGAGAUACUUCAUGUUGGUGGUUGGACUGUAUGCUGCUAACCAAGACCAGUUCUAUUUGUUGUCUGCCCACAUCUCCGAAAGGAUCAUUGUAAGGGCCUCUAACCCUGGGCAAUUUGAAAAUGACAGUGAUGCAUUGUGGCAGCGAGGACAAGUUCCAGAAUCUGUUGUCUGUCACGGUCGAGUGGGAAUCAACACAGAUGCGCCGGACGAAGCCCUGGUUGUCUGUGGCAACAUGAAAGUGAUGGGGACCAUCAUGCAUCCCUCUGACAGCCGGGCAAAGCAGAAUAUCCAGGAGGUUGACACAAAUGAACAGCUGAAAAGAAUAGCCCAAAUGAGAAUUGUUGAAUAUGACUACAAACCUGAAUUUGCAUCUGCAAUGGGAAUAAACACUGCCCAUCAAACAGGAAUGAUUGCCCAGGAGGUGCAAGAAAUCCUGCCCAGAGCAGUAAGAGAGGUUGGUGAUGUCACUUGUGAAAACGGAGAGACCUUGGAGAACUUCCUCAUGGUGGAUAAGGACCAGAUCUUUAUGGAAAAUGUAGGUGCAGUGAAGCAACUGUGCAAACUAACUAACAACCUUGAGGAGAGAAUAGAAGAGUUAGAAAUAUGGAACAGAAAGCUGGCCCAGCUAAAGCGGCUCAGUAGUUGGAAGUCAUCAGCCAGUGAAGCAAGCACAAUCAGCAAAUCUAGCAGAGCCGUUAGUGCAUCUUCUCCAAGAAGGGCCGCUCAUAAAAAAAACAAGGUUUAUCUUUCAGGAAAAAGACGGGCGUGUCCUAAUUGGGUUUUCCAGACCUUGGUUAUAACUCUGAUUGCUGUGAUGGCAUUUUGUGCUUUGAUGAUAGUCACCCUUUAUAUACUUAGCUUAAAAGAUCAAGACCGACGUGUCCCAAAUCUCCCUCCAAGCAAUAUCACAAGCUCUCAGGAGCCGGCUCUGCUGUCCACAGCCUCCUCCACAGCACCUAAUACAUCCCUGGCAACCACACCGGCCUCCUUACAAGUACCUGAAAUUACUUUCUGUGAAAUCCUGCCAUGUCAGGAGACUUAUUGCUGCCCCAUCUGGGGAACGAAAGAAGUCUUUUCAAGUCCUGUGCAAAGACAAUCUGAAGAGAAGGAAUUCCAUCAGAGGCAAUGGUCAGAAGACAAAAGCAAAUCAUUCUUGGCAAGAAAUGCUCUUAGCGGCCCUGACUGGAGGAGUGACUGGAUUGAUACAACUAUCAGUUCUAUUCAGAUUAUGGAAAUCCAGCAAAUAAUAGAUCAUCAGUAUUGCAGUCGAAGCCUCCAGUGCGGAUCUGGAAAUUAUAAUUACAAUAUUCCUGUUAAUAAACACACACCCACCAAUGUCAAGUUCUCUCUGGAAAUAAACACAACAGAGCCAUUGAUAGUCUUCCAGUGCAAAUUCACCCUUGGAAAUAUAUGUUUUCAUAGUGAAAGGGAAACCAAAGGGAUGGAAAGCCACAGAGAAAUCUCCCAGGAGAUGACACAGGGAUAUCAGCACAUUUGGAGCCUCCCUGUAGCCCUGUUUUCUGACAGCAUGUUCCAUUUCCGCGUAGCUGCACCGGAUUUAGCUGACUGUUCAACUGAUCCUUAUUUUGCUGGAAUAUUCUUCACCGAUUACUUCUUUUACUUCUAUCGACGCUGUGCCUAAUUUGUUCAAGUUUGGGGACUUUACCAAAGAAAAAUACUCAGGAAUACAUUUAACAGAAACCGACAUCCUCUUGCAACUUCUUUUUUCUUCUUUGUGAAACAUUUACAUUUAUUACUGAAGGACUUUUCCAGGCUUUAGCUUCUAACAGUUUUGAGACAUUAAUGAGGAGAAUAAAAUGUUUGCUGAAACUUGA